UCCCUCCUCCUUUCUGGUACGUUCCCAAUGGUACAGCCAGCAUCUUGCAGCAUAAUGCUUACAAGACGGUAAACGGGGAGUGAUUCAGCAUUGCAAUCGUAAUUUCUAGGCUAUACCGGUAUUUUUUUUCUUCCAUCGCUGCAUUUAUUUCUAGUUAUCUCCAUGUUCACUUUUAUUUUUCUGUGCGUGCUAAGUCGUUAAAUGUCUCUCGUCGGAAUGUUUUGAACAGAACUGUCACCGGCCUAGGAUCGUCGUCAGCUGGCACGGAAUGGUAUUUAUGAGCAGGCAUUUCUUCUAUUACUGCGGUGAACCAGUCCUAGAUGUGAAAAUAGCCUUUUGUCAGGUGUGUGUUCCUUACAGGUAAAAUAAGGGUUUUGGUAAACAAUUGGAUGUGUCAUACAUUGGCAAGCAUUACAACAUGAGCAAAUGCAAAGUGGACAACCAGUUCUACAGUGUGGAAGUAGGAGAUUCCACCUUCACAGUUCUCAAACGUUACCAGAAUCUAAAAUCCAUCGGUUCUGGGGCUCAGGGAAUCGUCUGUGCCGGAUACGAUGCAGUCCUCGACAGAAACGUGGCCAUCAAGAAGCUCAGCAGACCCUUUCAGAACCAGACCCAUGCCAAGAGGGCAUACAGGGAACUGGUGCUCAUGAAAUGUGUCAAUCACAAAAAUAUCAUCAGUUUAUUAAAUGUUUUCACACCACAGAAAUCACUAGAAGACUUUCAGGAUGUGUACCUGGUGAUGGAGCUGAUGGAUGCCAACCUAUGCCAGGUGAUUCAGAUGGAGCUAGACCAUGAGAGAAUGUCCUACCUGCUCUACCAGAUGCUGUGUGGCAUCAAACACCUGCACUCAGCUGGAAUUAUACACAGGGACCUGAAACCUAGCAAUAUAGUGGUCAAGUCUGAUUGUACACUGAAGAUCCUGGACUUUGGCCUGGCAAGGACUGCAGGCACCAGCUUCAUGAUGACUCCGUACGUGGUGACACGGUACUACAGAGCUCCAGAGGUCAUCCUGGGCAUGGGGUACAAAGAUAACGUGGAUAUAUGGUCGGUGGGGUGCAUUAUGGGAGAAAUGGUGCGUCACAAAAUCCUGUUCCCUGGCCGUGACUAUAUCGACCAAUGGAAUAAAGUGAUUGAGCAGCUGGGCACACCCUCACCAGAGUUUAUGAAGAAGCUGCAGCCCACUGUCCGUAACUAUGUCGAGAACAGACCCAAAUACGCAGGCCUCAACUUUCCCAAGCUUUUCCCCGACUGCCUCUUCCCUGCAGACUCAGAGCACAACAAACUCAAAGCUAGCCAGGCCAGAGAUCUGUUGUCUAAGAUGUUGAUUAUUGAUCCAGCCAAGCGGAUACAAGUGGACGAAGCCUUACAGCACCCCUACAUCAACGUUUGGUACGACCCAGCCGAGGUGGAGGCGGCCAGGGAUCUCGUCCAAAUAUCAAUGCCUCCUCCUGCUAUCUACGACAAACAGCUGGAUGAGAGAGAACACUCUAUCGAUGAAUGGAAAGAGCUAAUCUACAAAGAGGUGAUGAACUUUGAGGAGAGGACGAAGAACGGGGUGGUGAAGGGACAACCCUCUCCCUCAGGUGCAGCCGUGAACAUCAGUGGUGAGAGCCUCCCUUCCCCCUCCGUCAACGAUAUCUCCUCCAUGUCCACCGACCAGACACUGGCCUCAGACACUGACAGCAGCCUGGAGACCUCCGCAGGACCCCUGGGGUGUUGCAGGUGACUAGCAGCCUGCCUGCGCAACCCAAUGUUCUUCAGAAGGUGAAAAGCAAUGUCCAAACAACCAACCAACCCACCAAAACCUGAAAAAGAACAAAGAUUAUUAAAAAGAAAAAAAGUAUCAUCUUAAAAGGGAUUUAAUAAAACAUAAAGAAUAAUGAUUAUGAAAGUUAAGCUUGCAUUUUCAUUCAAAAAGAAAAAACGAUGAAAUAUGAACUUCUUGUUACUUUACUUAUACACCCCAUCCUCCCCAAAACACAAAAAAAAACACUGAGACAGUCAUCUUUCUGUGAAGUGUAAAUUGACCGGCUGCUGGUAACCCAAAUUCCUUGCAGGCGCCUGUUCUUCAGUCGAUGUGGCAAAGUGGGCCCUUUUCAUACAUUACUGUACAGCAAUAUACACUGCUCAAAAAAAUAAAGGGAACACUAAGAUAACACAUCCUAGAUCUAAAUGAAUGAACUAUUCUUAUUAAAUACUUUUUUUCUUUACAUAGUUGAAUGUGCUGACAACAAAA
Molecule: messenger RNA, 2236 nt
Organism: Oncorhynchus gorbuscha (pink salmon)
Lineage: Eukaryota; Metazoa; Chordata; Actinopteri; Salmoniformes; Salmonidae
Product: mitogen-activated protein kinase 10
Exons: 14
Coding region: 419-1726 (435 amino acids)
Biological process (GO): JNK cascade; protein phosphorylation
Cellular component (GO): cytoplasm; nucleus
Molecular function (GO): JUN kinase activity; ATP binding
Source: RefSeq, a predicted model, not a curated record